AUGAUCCUCCAGGCCGGCGCCCAGAUCAAGGUCCUCGGCAAUGUGCCGUCUGGCGUGAGGGUGCGGCGGGCGCACCGGGCGCCGCAGCGGGGCCGGGUGGUGCGGGCUGAGGAGGGCGACCUCGUGAAGGACCUGCAGCAGGAUGAGGAGCUGAUGUCUCUGGAGGAGCUCGAGAAGAAGCGCAAGAAGGAGGAGGCUGACAGGCUGCGGGCGCAGGAGAAGUUCAUGGUGGUGUCGAGCGGCAAGGCCGACUGCACGCAGUGCGGGUACGUGUACGACCCGGCGCAAGGCGACCCGGAGUUCCCGGUCGCGAAGGGCACCAAGUUCGACGACCUUCCGCAAGACUGGGUGUGCCCUGUCUGCAACUCUACGAAGCAAACGUUCCAGGUGGACAAGCGCGAGCUGGCCGGGUUCGCCGUCAACCAGGGGUACGGCCUCGGAACGAACAGCAUGACCGGGGACGAGAAGAACCGCCUGAUCUUCGGGACCCUCGCUUUCUUCGUCGUCCUGUUCUUGUCCGGCUACUUGCUCGACUGA
Molecule: messenger RNA, 537 nt
Organism: Pedinophyceae sp. YPF-701
Lineage: Eukaryota; Viridiplantae; Chlorophyta; Pedinophyceae
Source: the annotation of a GenBank genome assembly